AUGUACUUGAGUGGGGGCUUGCUGGUAGAUGAAGGGCCUUUGUUUCAAGCAGUGUCUUUGCAUUAUUCAGCAAGAAUAAUCCAGUACCCUUUUCUGCACCUUCCACUUCAUUUUCUGUCAGUGGCUGAGCCUCCCAGGAUGUGUGUCUGUCUCAUUAUUGUAUUAUUCUUUCCUCCAGAGAUCCUGCGGAUAAUUCAGCUGGACUUAGACCUAAAGUACAAGACCAACAUCCGGGAAUUGUUUGAGGAGUUCGAUAACUUCCUGCCCGGCGCCGUCAUUGGCAUAGCAAGGGAGAUGCAGCCAGUGUACAGGCACACAUUCUGGCAGUUCCGUCAUGAGAACCCCAAGACCCGGGUCGGGGGCCCUCCCCCUGAGGGGCUCCCCGGCUUCAACAGCGGGGUGAUGCUGCUCAACCUGGAGGCCAUGCGCCAGUCCCCACUGUACGGCCGCCUGCUGGAGCCGGCACAGGUGCAGCAGCUGGCCGACAAGUACCACUUCCGGGGUCACCUCGGGGACCAGGACUUCUUCACCAUGAUCGGCAUGGAGCACCCCGAGCUCUUCCACGUGCUGGACUGUACCUGGAACCGGCAGCUUUGCACCUGGUGGAGGGACCAUGGCUACAGAGAUGUCUUCGAUGCCUACUUCCGGUGUGAGGGCCACGUCAGGAUCUACCACGGGAACUGCAACACCCCUAUCCCAGAGGCCUAGGCGCCUCCUCGCCCGCCAUGCCCUCGGGCUCGGGAUCUGGGGAAGGAGAGGGGCGCCUCUCGGACAGGCCCGGGGCAGUGUCUAAACUCCUAGAGAGACACUGCAGGGACGUCCUUGUGAUCAGGUGCUGCAGCUCUCCCAGCACACGUUGCUGUCCUGAAGCCAUCCAGUGACGACUGGACCCUUUGCCCCCACCGGUGCUCUGGACCGUCUGCCUCCAGGGGCCAGGUGUCAUGAAGGACAAACACAGAGACCUCCUCCGGUGGGCUAGGAAGCGAGCAUUUGAAAAGAAGGAAGAAAAACAAAACGGUGCCCCUUGCCUUCAGCCCCCAAAGAAUGGAAAUCCUUUUAAGAACUGGGCUUUCUUCGACCAAAUAUAAACUUAUUUUAAAUCGACAGGUGAGACAGAGCAAACAGUACUGCUGUAGCUCCCAGUGAGCUCUAAAUGCGUGAGCCAGGGUUUUAACAACCAGCCCAGAGUUUAAGCAUCCAAAGGAAUGCUGGCCUUCCACACGCGCGUCGUAGGAGGCUGUGUGGUUAGUCUCACGAUGCUCGUGGUGCCUGGUGGAGAUGUGGAGAUCCCACCUCCUUGGGGAGGGCCUUCAGCAGCACCUGUGGCCCACAUAAGAAAACUGGUCUCAUUAUUUUAACCUUCACAGCAUUUACAUCCCAACUGCAUCACAGAACCUCAUAAUCCCGUAUUCAUCUGAUCCAGCUCCAGGUGACCAGACUCUGCUCUGAAAUCAGAUCUGCCAUCAAAGAAGAGAUUGGCCACCCACAAGGACAGGUGAUGGAAUUGUCUGGAUUGGGAAGACUCAUUCCAAAGAGGAGCCCAGCAGUGCCCUAGUGUAACCAUGCAGCUUGGAAGGGGUGUCGCUCUUAGACUUAUAAGCAUUCUAGUCUCUUUAUGUGGAAGAAUCAUCCUUGUGACUUUAUUGCACCAGGUCAGACCCUAUACCUUACAAGAAAUUAGGCUGUCAUUACUUGAUUUCUGCUUUAAUGAGUUCUCCUGUAAGUGAGCUACAAACACGAAGCCUCUAUUGGUCCAUUUUGUAUAAUCCACCUGAGGUCCUUGGGGAAGAAGUGUUGUUGGAUUUUCAUCUUAUUUUAUUUCAAUUUCAUUUAUUUUAUUUUUUUCCACCAUGAGUGAGAAUAGCUAAUAAAUAAUCUUUGAGAACA
Molecule: messenger RNA, 1887 nt
Organism: Physeter macrocephalus (sperm whale)
Lineage: Eukaryota; Metazoa; Chordata; Mammalia; Artiodactyla; Physeteridae
Gene: XXYLT1
Product: xyloside xylosyltransferase 1
Exons: 3
Coding region: 1-708 (235 amino acids)
Biological process (GO): protein O-linked glycosylation via N-acetylgalactosamine
Cellular component (GO): endoplasmic reticulum membrane
Molecular function (GO): xylosyl alpha-1,3-xylosyltransferase activity
Source: RefSeq, a predicted model, not a curated record